AUGGGUUGCGUCCCAAGUUGGAUUGUGCCGAAGCAAGAGCCGCCGAUGCUGCGCACGGCGAUUGACUUAUGUGUCUCGAUCGGUCUGGCAGCCAUGUCCACGCGGCAUGCCUCUGAAGUCGCCGAGAUUCAGUUGCAGCACGCGUCUGCCCUUCAGGCGCUUCAAGGUAAAGCAGAUGUUGCACUUGGACGUGCGCGUCUGGCAGAGGUCCAAUGCACGAGCUUGGAAGCCAAGAAGGCACGAUGUUUGGCAAUGUUGGCUCGUCAAACGGAGGCUCACGUGUGUUGUGAGUGUCUGUGUUUCUGGAGGAGAGUAUGCCAGUCGGCCAGGGAGCUUCGCCGAACGAAGCUGUCAACAGUGUCCGUCUUCUUGCGUGCCUUUGAGGAGGGCAAGUCGUUGCCUGGCAUGGUCUUUCACGGCUGGAGGGCUGUCUGUCUCGCCGAGCGGGCACAGCGGAGGCGGAACGAGCUGGAGGCACAGCUUUCGGGCCGUGAGUCAGUGCACCGAGCACGGCUGUCUUGGCUAAUGUCUUACCAAACAUCGUCCAAGUUGCAGGCUGAUGCCAAAGAGCUCUUCUUGUCUUGGAGAUGCUGGGCUUUGUCCGCUGGUUCCAGCGGUUUGCAUGCGCGACUGCGCCUUGAAGAGGCUCGUCGAAAUUCUGCGCAACGAUAUCUGUUGCAGCAAAGGGAGCGGCACGGCUCCAAAUUCACUCUGCAAGAUGUCCUGGGAGCUUGGUCUCAGGAGGUGUUGGUUAGACGCCAUCGCGAGGCCCUGGAGCAAUCCGAACUGGCUCGGGUGCGACACAUGCAAGCGUCCACCUCUCUCUCCUUGAAGUGGCUUGCUCUGCUUCAAGGCUCAAAGGAGGAAGUCCUGCUUUCCCGUGCAUUCUCGGCUCUUCGGCUUGAGGUCCAGGAGAGGGUCCAGGAGGCUCGCUCAAGGGCGCUAAGUGCACAGCAGGCCUCUGAGUUGGUUUCCUGCGCAAACGGGCGAGCCGUCCAGGCUGUACUACUCGCCAUGGACAGAAGUGGACACUCGCUUCAAAGAUGUGCCUUAGCAGAGUGGCGUGCUGCAGUUCAUGCUGGCAAGACUGUGCGCAGUUUGCAGGACCACGAGCGGAUGGUCUCAGCCAUGCGCCGCCACUUCGAUUGCAUAGCCACUGGAUUCUCGAGGCGGUCCCUGGUUCUGAGAGCGCAGGGUCAAGUCCUGAUGGCUUGGGCCCGUGCCUGUCGGCAGCGUGCCUUGGAGCACUUGCGACUACAAGAACGGGCACGGUCCUUUGAUUGGCGACGGAAGUUCGUAGAGACGAUAUGCUGGCACGGAAAGGAUUGCGACGACCAUCUCGCCUUCCACAUCUGGCAGGCCUGGAUCCGGUUUUGCCAACUUGCAGCCAGGGAUCGUGCAUCUGAACAUUUUUUGGGUCAGCUGCAACGGUUUCAAGUGAGCUGGUCGAAGACACAGAUCCUCAUGGUCGGGGCGUCGCUGCAGGUGCAGUUGCUCUUUCUGAAGAGAGCUUGCUUUGCAGCCUGGCGACGCGCACGAUGUUUGGCGCAAGCUUCGUGCGAUCAGCAGGAGCGUCAGCGACUUCAUCUUCGCUCUGCACGGUUGCAAUAUUCCCGAGAUUCGGUGCUGCAAGGUCUUGCAAAAAAGAUGGAGGAGGACGCCGUAGGCUUCUGGUUUCGAUUGGCCUGGGCUCUCUGGCGACGGCUGCGACUGGAAAGAAUGAUGGCUGAGGAGUGCGACAUCGUUGGCGCAAUUCUGGUGGAGUUGCAGGAACGCUGGGCCCAGCACGAAAAGCUCCGAGAGGCGCAGGAGCGAGCCGAUCAAGAGGCAUGCGCUCGUCUGGAGCAGCUGGGCCAAGAGGGAAUCCGACAAGUUCUCGCCAACAGCGGGACACGGUUGCCAGGGUACGUGCAGUCUCAUACACGACAGUGUGAGCAGCCUUGCGAUUCUAACGAGGGCUGCAAACGUGAGCCGUGA
Molecule: messenger RNA, 1977 nt
Organism: Symbiodinium necroappetens
Lineage: Eukaryota; Dinophyceae; Suessiales; Symbiodiniaceae
Source: the annotation of a GenBank genome assembly